AUGGAUGAGAAGUGUUACAAUCGGGAAGAGUUAAAAGGCGAACAUGAAAAGUUACUAGCAACGAUAACAGAUGAGCAAAAGCUUAUUUAUGAUGAAAUACUACAUGCAGUAAAUCAUAAACAUGGAGGUAUGUUUUUCGUUUACGGUUAUGGUGGGACAGGAAAAACAUUUUUAUGGAGGGUUUUAGGCUCUGCUCUUCGAUCAAGAGGGAAAAUAGUCUUAAAUGUUGCAUCAAGUGGUAUAGCUGCUCUUCUGUUGCAAGAGGGAAGAACAGCUCACUCUAGGUUUGGGAUUCCUAUUGCCGUCAAUGAGUUUUCAACAUGCUCGAUAAGUGCUGGUUCACAUCAAGCAGAUUUGAUUAAAGAGGCUGAACUCAUUAUAUGGGACGAAGCUCCAACGAUGAGUAAACACUGCUUUCAAACUUUAGAUAGAACUAUGAGAGAUAUACUCAAAUGUGACAAGGUUUUUGGUGGUAAGGUAAUCGUCUUUGGUGGAGAUUUUCUGCAGAUCUUACCAGUCAUAGUUGGAGGAGAUGGGAAGAUUAAUGAGCCUAAUAAUGGUGAGAUAGAGAUUGAUAUUCCUGAAGAUCUAUUAGUAUCAGAAAGCGAAGAUCCCAUACGAGACAUUGUGAAAGAGGUAUAUGGAAAUUCUUACACAAGAGAGCGUAACCCCAAAUUUUACCAAGAAAGGGCUAUAUUGAGUCCACGGAACGAAGAUGUCGACAAGAUCGAUGAAUAUAUGUUAUCUCAAAUAAAAGGUGAGGAGCGUUCAUAUCUCAGUUCAGAUAGUAUAGAUACUUCUGAUACAAGUAAAAUAGAUGAUAUGGUGUACACUCAAGAAUAUCUAAACCGCAUUAAGAUCUCUGGAUUACCAAAUCAUGAUCUAAAGUUGAAAAUCGGUGCACCUAUUAUGCUGCUUAGGAGAAUUGACCCUAAAGGUGGACUAUGCAAUGGUACUAGGUUACUUAGUAACGUCGAGGAUAGGAUUGAAGAUCUUGAUAACUGA
Messenger RNA from Brassica oleracea var. oleracea, 1005 nucleotides. Its product is annotated as ATP-dependent DNA helicase pif1-like. NCBI's taxonomy places the organism in Eukaryota, Viridiplantae, Streptophyta, Magnoliopsida, Brassicales, Brassicaceae. The record is from RefSeq and is a predicted model, not a curated record. Gene Ontology annotation, molecular function: DNA helicase activity. The coding region runs from base 1 to 1005 and encodes 334 amino acids. The transcript has 4 exons. Gene Ontology annotation, biological process: DNA repair; telomere maintenance.